AUGUCAGCAAUACCAAAAGCAUUACUUAUGAUGCACGAAGAUAUAAAUCAUCCAAUAAACUAAAUGUCUUUCAUGAAGGAUGUUAUUUCAAUAUAAUAAUACACCUUUAAAAGGAUUAUUGAAUAAUAAGAAGUUAAGAGCAAAAGCGACUCUAUGCUGGUAAAUUAAAAUUUGUCAGCUCAUCAUAGUGUAUAUGAGACUUACUACUCAGAUCACCUAAUUUUAGUGGCAAAAUCUAACUACAGAAGUCACAUUUAUCAGCUAAACAAUAUUAGAUUUAUCCAAUUAAAUAAAAUAUAUACCUUUUAAACUCUCUAAGAAACUAAAUAAAUCGUUUAAAAAGUAUUAUUUAGAGAUAUAAUAGAAAACUAUCUAAAUUCAAUGUUUUUAAAGAAGAGCAUAAACACUAAAAAAGCAUAAAUUAAAAUUAUAGCCAACCAAUAAAUAGCAUUCUACGUAUAUAAUUAAUCAGAAACAGCCUUCAAAUCAUUCAAUAGACUCUUAAUUAUGAACCCUUCCAAGAGAGAUGGUGGUAUCAUGAACUCUGUAAUAAAUAAAUUCUUUAGAAUUGCCUUUAAUAGCUUGCCAUAGUUUAAGAGAUAUAAACAUAUUCUCCACUACAACUACAUAAAUUAAAUCCGAUAUCAAUUUUAGAAUUUUAAUUCAAGAAAUAAAGAAUAUCAUAAAAUAAAGGGUGAACAUUUGAUCUAAUAUCUAAUAAAUGGAUUAAAAAAAGGAAUUUAUGAAGUGCCCUUUGAUUUAUGGUCUUAAGAAACUGCUGAUUUAAUAUUGAAUUUUUAAGAAAAUUGUCUGGUUGAAUAGCCUAUACAAUUUUGCCACCACACGGUAAGGAAUUAAAAAGAUCAAAUUACAAAUUCCAUGAAAGUUUUAAACCACUAUGGUCUCCUUCUCUAUGUAUGCCCACCAGGGUUUCACCUUUAAAUGUUCAAUCUUUUAAAUGUUUAUUCCCUAUUGAAUCUAUUUGUGAUUUUCAAGGAUAGUUGCAGCUUGUUAGUAAUUAUCCUGUGCCACCUCAUAAACUUUUGCCUUUUUACAAGUUUAAGCUAGCCAGGUAUCCCUUCAAAUCGUAGUUCAGGAAGGAGUUAUACCUUUCCUUUUUAUCUCUUGAUACUGUUUUAUUGGUUGGGAAAAGAUACUAUUAUGAAAAUUAAUCCUUCAAUAUUAUACAUCGCAAGGUUUGAUAUUUAUCAUAUUAUUUUAUAAGCAAUCUUACAAAAAGAAGUAUUAUUUUUCAACAAUAAUUAAACUAUCCUAAGCAGAUAGUUACAUAUGUUAUUUCUAAUUCUGAAUUGGUUUCUACUAUUCUAACAAUUUGAUAGUAUUCUCCUUAGCUAGAAUAAUCUAUUUGAGUUCUUAUAUCUCUUUCUCAAUUUUUUCUUCAUAGGACUCAUUAGCUAACAAUGA
This is a messenger RNA of Paramecium tetraurelia, 1425 nucleotides long. RefSeq lists its product as uncharacterized. Lineage: Eukaryota; Ciliophora; Oligohymenophorea; Peniculida; Parameciidae. The record is from RefSeq and is a predicted model, not a curated record. The transcript has 2 exons.